UCGAUAUUGGAAAACUAAAAUCUUCCCCGUUCCCCUUUACUGCUCUGGGAUUUUUCAUCGACUAUGGAAGGAGGAAGUGCGGUGCCGGAAGAGCUGCCGGAGAUCAUAACGAACAAAGACGAGAUGAGGAAAUGGUCACGGGCCAUGAGGUGCCGCGGCAACACCAUAGCCUUGGUACCCACAAUGGGUUAUCUCCAUCAGGGCCAUUUAUCCCUCGUCGAAAAAGCUCGAUCCCUAGCCGAUGUCGUCGUCGUUUCAAUCUACGUGAACCCAGGUCAAUUCUCUCCCUCCGAGGACCUCUCCACUUACCCAUCCGACUUCGACGGCGAUAUCCGGAAGCUCGGGUCGGUUUCCGGGUGCCGCCGGGUCGACGCUGUUUUCCACCCCCGCAAUCUCUACGACUACGGGAUCAUUGGCCGGAAAGGGAAAGGGGGUAUCGAAUUCGAGGGUUUACGAGAGGAAGGGGAAACAGGGUUGCCGGCGUCAGGGGUUUCGUCAUGUGUGGAAGAAAUGGGCGGCGGGCACGAAACGUGGGUGAAAGUGGAGAGAUUGGAGAGAGGGUUGUGCGGGAAGAGCCGGCCGGUGUUCUUCAGGGGAGUUGCGACGGUGGUGACCAAGCUGUUCAAUAUUGUGGACCCUGAUGUGGCUGUGUUUGGGAAGAAGGACUACCAGCAGUGGAGAAUAGUUCAGCGAAUGGUUAGAGAUCUUGAUUUUGGGAUAAGGAUAGUUGGGUCUGACAUACUGCGUGAAGAAGACGGCCUGGCAAUGAGUUCGCGCAAUGUGCGCCUCUCCCCAGAAGACAGAGAAAAGGCUCUGUCGAUAAGCAAGUCUCUCUUCCAAGCUAAAUCAUUGGCAGAGACAGGCCAGACGAAUUGCGGGGAGUUGCGGGAUUCUCUUGUGCAAGCAAUAACUGGGGCUGGAGGGAAGGUUGAUUAUGUUGAGAUAGUGGAUCAACAGAGUUUGGAGACAGUGGGGGAAGUAAAUAGCCCAGUUGUAAUCUGCAUCGCAGCAUGGUUCGGCAAUGUUAGAUUGAUAGACAACAUAGAGAUCAGCGUCUAAAGAAGAGAGACAAAUGCGUGUCCUUCAUCCUGUAUUCGCUCGUUUUGGGACUAUAGAUUUCUAUUUGCAUUUCCCUGACAAAUAGUCCCAACUCCACCUGGGAGGGAUUCAUGUUCAUGUCACCUUUCUGAUGCAUUUCCAGUUUUACGAGUACUAGUUUCAAAGAACAACCCAGACAAUCGACGGAUAACGUCCGGGAAGAUCCAGCUCCUUGGGAGCAAUUCAUGUCAAAUAAUACGACAAUUUUUUU
This is a messenger RNA of Linum trigynum, 1309 nucleotides long. NCBI's taxonomy places the organism in Eukaryota, Viridiplantae, Streptophyta, Magnoliopsida, Malpighiales, Linaceae. The record is from the annotation of a GenBank genome assembly.